Molecule: messenger RNA, 3391 nt
Organism: Austrofundulus limnaeus
Lineage: Eukaryota; Metazoa; Chordata; Actinopteri; Cyprinodontiformes; Rivulidae
Gene: acsf3
Product: acyl-CoA synthetase family member 3
Biological process (GO): fatty acid metabolic process
Molecular function (GO): medium-chain fatty acid-CoA ligase activity
Source: RefSeq, a predicted model, not a curated record
GUUCACUCUGUCUUUCUCUCAGUUCACAGAUGUUGAGCUGAUUGAAGAAAUAAUGCUGAGGAUGAUACAGUCUUGAGGCUAAUAAACUGCUAAGCCUCCAACAUGUUGCCAGAACUGUUUGCCUUUUCUAAACARACUCUUAUGUGGACUUCUCGCUGGAAAGCCACUCCUUACAGAACUCUUUUCUAUUCAAGGCAGCGGCUAUUGGAAGCUACAGUUCGUAGAAACAGUCACAGAUCGGCUUUAGCACCGUCCUGGGUGGAAAAGCAGAAGCCUGUGUUUACCAAAGCACCAGAAUUUGGAGAAAAGCUUGCAGUCAUAGACAGCUGUGGGAAACACAGCUACAAGCAGCUGUACUGCAGCAGCUUGGGGCUUGCCAGUAGAAUCAGUUCUGCUCUUGGGUCUGAUUUUGGAGGUCUGGAUGGCAAACGCAUCUCCUUCCUGUGUGCAAAUGAUUCUUCAUAUGUAGUGGCACAAUGGGCGGUUUGGAUGAGUGGUGGGACAGCGGUGCCGCUCUAUCGAAAACAUCCUCCCUCAGAACUGGAGUACAUCAUCUCUGACUCCCAGAGUUCACUGGUGGUGGCGGGGCAUCCGUACGAAGAGAUCCUGCAGCCGCUGGCGCAGAAACUCGGCCUGCCGUGUCUGCCUCUGCCUCCGACUAACAACCUAGAUGCUUUGGAUGAGACAGAUACACGUGAGAAGGAGAUAACUAUUACAGACUGGACUGAUCGACCAGCUAUGAUCAUCUACACCAGUGGAACCACGGGGCGCCCCAAAGGGGUUCUACACACACACAGCAGCAUCCAAGCCAUGACCCAGUGUUUGGUUUCAGCGUGGGCGUGGUCCAAAAAUGACAUCAUCCUCCACACCUUGCCGCUCCACCACCUGCACGGCAUCGUUAACAAGCUGUUGUGCCCGCUCUGGGUGGGCGCCACCUGCGUCAUGCUUCCCGACUUCCAGGCUCAGAAGGUGUGGGAGAUGCUGCUGAGCUCCAAGGCUCCAACGAUUAACGUGUUCAUGGCCGUGCCGACCAUUUACUCCAAACUGAUCCAGUUCUACGAUCAGCACUACCAACAGCCUCUUCUGAAGGAGUUUGUCAAAGCGGUUUGCAAGGAGAGAAUCAGGUUGAUGGUUUCAGGUUCAGCUGCUCUUCCUCUUCCCACUCUGCAGCGGUGGAAGGAGAUUACAGGACACACACUGCUGGAACGCUACGGCAUGACUGAGAUUGGCAUGGCGCUGUCCAACCCUCUGACGGGCCCACGGAUCCCAGGAUCGGUGGGAGUGCCUCUUCCUGGUGUGGAUGUUCGAAUUGUGAUGAACAACAAAAUCAACACCAGUAUUGUGGAGGGAAAUCACAYAAAUACUUGGGUCCGUCCAGGUCUGGAGGGUAAAGAAGGGGAGCUGCUGGUCCGAGGUCAGUCUGUGUUCAAAGAGUACUGGAACAAACCUCAGGAGACCAGAGAGUCUUUCACUGACGAUGGCUGGUUCAAAACAGGUACAGAACCGUCGCUCUCUUCUCCUGCCUUUGUCCUAACUCACUUCUCUGCAGCGGACGUGCGCACACUCAUCGACAUGCUUCCUGGAAAGGGAGUGAAUUCUGCUUAUUGCAGCUGCACGAUCCGGCGCUGUCGGGGCACUUUACCGAGGGAGGAAAGAUGUCAGACGAGCUUUUCACCCAUGUUGCAGACUGGACUAACCCCGACGAUGACAKCCUUAACUUCACUACAGCGUUUCGCUCACAUCCAUCCUCUUGAUGUGGCUGUGAUCGGAGCCCCUGAUGCCACAUGGGGACAGAAAGUUACUGCUGUGGUUCAGCUGAGGAAGGGGAAGAGUUUAACCUUACCAGAACUGCAGACCUGGGCACGGGAACACAUGGGUCCAUACAAGAUUCCAACAGGCUUGUUGCUCGUGGAGGAAAUGCCGAGGAAUCAAAUGGGAAAAAUCAACAAGAAGGACCUCCUGAAACACUUCUUUCCUUGACUCAACAUGAGGGACUCUUCUAGGGUUGGCUUUUUUGUUUAGUCAAAAUGAGGCGAACUUUACCCACAAAUGUACUAAAAACACACAGAAAAUGGGUAAACUCAUCAUGGUCAAAUAUCUGARGAGGAAAUUUUAUAAACAAAACCAACAACUAUUUUAGAGUUGGAAACUUGAGAAAAUCACUGUCAUAAAACAGUAUGAAGUCCACAAUGAGGACAAAAAGUGUUGAGACUACAAAACAGUAAAAGUAAUCUGAACUGUGAUUUUAUCUGAUUUAUGAUACAAGGUGUAUGAAACUUUCAUUAGAUAGUGUUUUGUUUUUCGCGACAGUGUAUCACAAAUUUAAUGUCAUCACAUUAACAAUGAGGGUAAUAUCAAUAUUGUAAAGAACAAACUGUUUCUUUCUAACUUCCAGCUAAAGUUUAGUAAAUUUACCCAUUUUACACUUUUACAGCACGUCGUUGUGGGGAUAAAAAUAAAAGUACAAAUUACUGUUUUGUUAUGAAAUAUUGAAAUCAGUUAUUCUGACAAAAUGUUGUGAAAAUUAGAUUUAGAAUCAUAAAAACUUAAUUGAAGUUGAAAUAAAAGAAGGUAUCAGUUGUUAAGAGAAUUUAUUGAGUCAAAAUUAAAAAUCCAACAAACUCUUUUUUUAUUUUAACUAAAAAAAAUAGUAAAUACACUAAUUAUUUCAAUCUAACAUGGGCUUUAAUAUUGUUUUGCGUUUCAUAAAAGUUAAUCUCUUUGGACCUGAAAUAUAAAAUAACAGAUAAAUAACAGUUUAUUUUGGAUCUUUAAAAAAAUGAAACAAACUAAAGUUUUACACUUAAAUUUUAUAUAAAACGUAAUAAAAAGUUGCAUUAUUCAAAUUUUCAUCMUUGUUUCAAUCUCUAAAUAGAUUUUUACGUUAUCAAACAAUUAAAAAUGUUUAUUAAAUACUUUAGAGCCAUUCCUUGGAAAAUAAAAGUUCAUAUUUUAUUUAUUGUUCUGUAUAAUAACAGUAUAUAAAGGCAUCUGUAUGAAAAUGAGUAGGUUGAAGUCAAAUAUGUAUUUUCCCACCCCUCUCACUUUUCAGUUSAUCAAAUUCAGAUUUUUUAUUAUAUUAUUAUUACAAAGUAAUAAGCAUUAUAUCUGUUGUAUUUGCACUGAUCAUUCUGGUUUUGACUCAUAAUUUACUGAUGAAUAAUGAGUUUUAAGAGUAUAAAUUUCUGUUUCUAAUUGAUGAAAUUGAAUGCAACAUUUGCUGUUUUGCUAAAAAAAAAUAAAAAAUAAAAAUAAAAAAUAAAAAAAUAAAAGUCAUACGGUAAUGGUGUCCAGUCCUGGUCCUCUGGGUUUUUGUUGUUUCCCUCCUGAGGACCAGGUUUGGACACAACUGCUCUAAACUUUUAUGAAUAAAAAGCUGUGAUCAAACGCA